AUGGACAAGACUCUCGACGAGGUCAGUCGCCGCCCUCGACGCCGCCACCGCCCGUCGCUGACGAACCACGUCGCUCAGAUCAUCACCACCCGCCCGAAGGGCAUCCGCCGCUCGACCUCCCGCCGUGGUGGCGCGAAGGCUGCCGUCCUGGGCAGCCCGACGAACCCCGCCACGCGUGCGCGCGCUGCCGCCAACGGUGCGAAGGGCACCCCUGCGGCGUCGCAGCAGCAGCCUGCGGACAAAAUCAUCGUUUCGAACCUCCCGACGGACGUAAAUGAGACGCAAGUCAAGGAAUUGUUCCACACGACGGUGGGCCCGCUGCGGAGCGUGACGCUGCACUACGACUCGCAGGGCCGCUCGAAGGGCGCCGCGGCGGUGCACUUCCAGAGGCUCGGCGACGGCACGAAGGCGUUCCAGCAGUACAACAAUCGCUUGAUUGACGGAAGUCAGUAUUCGGUGCUUUACCCUCUCCUUUCCUUCCACCCCCUCCCCCCUUAG
Messenger RNA from Rhodofomes roseus, 498 nucleotides. RefSeq lists its product as uncharacterized. The transcript has 2 exons. NCBI's taxonomy places the organism in Eukaryota, Fungi, Basidiomycota, Agaricomycetes, Polyporales, Fomitopsidaceae. Gene Ontology annotation, biological process: mRNA export from nucleus. Gene Ontology annotation, molecular function: mRNA binding. Bases 1 to 498 code for a protein of 165 amino acids. Gene Ontology annotation, cellular component: nucleus. The record is from RefSeq and is a predicted model, not a curated record.